CGGGGUGGGGGGCGGGGUGGGCGCCGGCGCCGCGAUGCUGGGCGUCGUGGAGCUGCUGCUGCUGGGGGCGGCGUGGCUGGCGGGCCCGGCCCGCGGGCAGAAUGAGACGGAGCCCAUCGUGCUGGAAGGCAAGUGCCUGGUGGUGUGCGACUCCAACCCCACGUCCGAUCCCACGGGCACAGCUCUCGGCAUCUCUGUGCGCUCCGGCAGCGCCAAGGUGGCUUUCUCUGCCAUCAGAAGCACCAACCACGAGCCGUCCGAGAUGAGUAAUCGCACUAUGAUCAUCUACUUUGACCAGGUACUAGUGAACAUCGGGAACAACUUUGAUUCAGAACGCAGUACUUUCAUCGCUCCGCGCAAAGGGAUCUACAGUUUUAACUUCCACGUGGUAAAAGUCUACAACAGACAGACCAUUCAGGUAAGCCUCAUGUUAAACGGGUGGCCGGUGAUUUCAGCCUUUGCUGGUGACCAGGACGUGACCCGGGAGGCCGCCAGCAAUGGAGUUCUCAUCCAGAUGGAGAAAGGCGACCGAGCAUACCUCAAGCUGGAGCGGGGGAACUUGAUGGGGGGCUGGAAGUACUCGACCUUCUCUGGAUUCCUGGUCUUUCCCCUCUGACUGGCUCAUCGCCGUAAUGGAGGCAGGGAGAGGGCGAAGGCAGGAGGAAGGCAGGAGGGGGAAUGAGAAGACGGCAAGACUGGAAACUUCCUACAUGGUCCCCAGCUGUAUCCGGGUAAAAGGUGUGCACCGGCGGCCGGUGGGACAACUUUGUCCGUUUCCUCAUUAGGAGAAGCAAAUUCUGCUUAGCUCUGCGCACUCCCAUUUCCAAAAAUAAACUCGCCUCCCCCAUUCCGGUUGAAGUAAUCAAGAAAGAGAGACUGCCUUGUCAUUGUUUCUUACCCCCAUGUUCAUGUUCCCUAAAAUUUAUACAAAAGAAACUUUGUAUUUCACUGUAUAACGUGAAAUAUCUUCCUCCUCAGCCCCCUCGGAAUCUUUCCACCUGCUGAAAUCUAAUAUACUCCUCCCCCUUUUUAGUUUGGAGAGGGGAAUAAGGUUUUUGUUUUGUUUUUUGAAUGGGGGAGGUAGUUUUAAUUUGGCAAGUAUUGCUCUUAAAACACCGCUCAAGAGUUAAUUAGCUGAAGAUACUUUGUGUCCUCCGCUGCUUGUUAGCAGAGACAGGACUUACCUUAGUGGUGACUGGUUCAAAAAUAUAUAUAAAUAUAUAUCAUUUGUAUUCAAAGAACUCUUCCCAGUGGAAACUGGCUGUAUUUCCGUAUUUCUAUGUCCUAUUCGGAGUGAUCGUGAAAUCUAAGGCUGCUUGAUGUUCUGAUGCUUGUCAAUGCCCUCGUGUUCUGUGGCUCCACUAAAUGCCAGGAGGUUCUUCCGGACGCUUCCUCGUCCUCUGUAACAUACGUGUGAAUAGCCAAGAUUUAAUUUUGCUUUAACCCAAUAAAGUUGAAGUGGGACUUUUA
Molecule: messenger RNA, 1470 nt
Organism: Acinonyx jubatus (cheetah)
Lineage: Eukaryota; Metazoa; Chordata; Mammalia; Carnivora; Felidae
Gene: CBLN1
Product: cerebellin 1 precursor
Exons: 3
Coding region: 35-616 (193 amino acids)
Cellular component (GO): glutamatergic synapse; synaptic cleft
Molecular function (GO): protein binding
Source: RefSeq, a predicted model, not a curated record